Panicum hallii is the source of this 3454-nucleotide messenger RNA. Its product is annotated as RNA-binding protein 25. The transcript has 9 exons. Gene Ontology annotation, molecular function: RNA binding. The record is from RefSeq and is a predicted model, not a curated record. NCBI's taxonomy places the organism in Eukaryota, Viridiplantae, Streptophyta, Magnoliopsida, Poales, Poaceae. Bases 865 to 3132 code for a protein of 755 amino acids. Gene Ontology annotation, biological process: mRNA processing.
CCGGGCGUCCCCGGCGUUAUGCCGCCAGGCGCCGUGCGCCCGCCGACCAUGUACGCGCCGCCCCAGCCGGGCGCCUACAUGCCGCAGCCCGGCGCUGGUGUCCCCCAUCCCGGCGUUCCAUGGGCUGCGGUGUUGAGGAUCUCCAGUGGGUUUGGUGGGAAUUGAGAGGAUUUGUGCACUGGACGUGGGCAGGGUUUUGGUUAGCGUUUAGAGCGGUGGUCGUGCCAGCCGUUACUCCCCACAGCGAGAGGUGCCGGCUCAUGUUUCAUUCUGCAGCUCUAACUGAAGCUCUAGAUCAUUUGCUCCCUCACUGAGUGUGAUGCUUCAGCUGUGGGUUGUUCCAAAAACUUGCUAAGGUAUCAUGAUUUUCUGCUGUUUAAAUUUCGUAUGCCGGCUAUACCUUUCUGUUUUGGUUUCAUUUAUUUCUCUUGUUGAUACGAAGUGUAGAGAUAGUGACACAUUUGCCUGAGCUCUUAUAUCUGAGUAGUGCAUUGCAAUGGUGUGAGCUAUACCAAGUUUCACAAAUAACCAAUACAAGUAUGCCUGUCCCUGAGGCGUUGACAGGUAAGGCCAGCUUUACUAUCUCCUUUCAUUUGAGCAAGAUAUUGCUAGAUGUUCGCUAUGGUAUUCUGAACCGGCAAGAUACUUGCUUAUCUAUUCAGUCAGUUUUUAUUUGUUGAUGCCAUUGUGUACCUUAAAGUGUUUCCACAUUUCUAUAGUCUCUAUAAUCUCUGAUUCCAUGUCUUCAGACGCUUAAUUGUGCACUAUGUGUUCAGAGGUUUAACUUGUGCACUAUGUGUUUAGAGGUUUAAUUUCUGUACUAUGUGUUUUACUUCAUGGGUUGUUACUAAUGUGGUUGCAUAGAUGUCUCUUUUGUCUGUCUCUGCAGGAAUGCCUCGUUAUCCUGCUCCGUAUCCUAUGGUUCGUCCAGGCUUUGUUCCACGUCCAAUGCCUCCACCUGGUGUCGUGCCAAUUCAGCGGCCACCAAUAAUUCCUGGGAUGCGUGGUGUUCCUCCUUUGGUAGCCCCAGCUGCCAGGCCACCUCCUCCAGCUGUUACACCAGCAGAUAAACCACCAACUGCAGUUUAUGUUGGCAAGAUUGCUCCAACAGUAGACAAUGAUUUCCUUCUUUCACUUCUUCGGCUUUGUGGAUCUGUCAAGAGUUGGAAGCGUGCCCAAGAUCCAAGUAAUGGAAAACCUAAAGGUUUUGGAUUUUGUGAAUUUGAAUCUGCUGAAGGCAUCCUUCGUGCAACACGGCUUCUCAACAAAUUGAGCAUUGAUGGUCAGGAACUGGUGAUUAAUAUUAACGAUGCCACCAAGGAGUACUUGAAAAAAUAUGUUGAGGAAAAGAAGAGGGCACAAGAGAAGGCGAAAGAAACAGGAAAUGGAGACAGGGAUGGAACUACAGCUGUUGCUGAAAACGAAUCAUCAAAGCAUGUCCCUGAUGAAUCGGAUAAAGCAACAGGAGAUGCUGGAGAUAAGGACAGUGAAGAGAACACUAAUAAAUUUGGGAUUGUUACUGAUGAAGAUUCUGAGGCUGAUAAGGAUGUUGCAGAAAAAAUCAGCAGUAUGAUUGAAGAGUGGUUAAAGACUAGACCACCGCCCCCACCACCACCAGUUCAACCAUCAGCAGAUAGCUCUGGUGCAGAUAUGACAAAACCUGAUUCUGAUGAUAAGAAUGAUGCUGAUACCAAUAAAAGGGCAGUUAAUGAAACUGAAAGAUCAGAAACUGGCUCUCCUGAUAAGAGGAAGGAUAGAGAGCGUGAUAAGGACAAACGGGACAAAGAUUUUGAAAGGCAUGAACGUGAACGGGAGCGUGAAAGAGUCAGGAGGGACAGAGAAAGGGAUAGAGAGAAGGACUAUAAGCAUAGAGAAGCAGAAAAACUAUACAGGGAUCGCCUUAAGGAGUGGGAAUCUAGGGAGAGAGAAAAAGAAUAUCAACGACAGAAUGAAAAGGAUAAGGAGAAAGAUAGAGAGCGUGACCGCAGAAGGGAGAUCAUGAGGCAGGAAGAUGAGAGUGAUGAAGAGGAUAAUCGGAAAAGGAAGCGAAGGGGUAGUAGCACACUUGAAGAGAGGAAAAGGAGGAGGCAGCGUGAAAAGGAGGAUGAUUUAGCAGAUAAAAUAAGAGAGGAAGAGGAAAUUGCGGAAGCAAGGAGGCUGGCUGUAGAGUUGCAACGGCAGGCAGAUGAAGCAGCUGCAGCAGCUGCUGCAGCUGCUGAAGAGUCUGCUACACUUAUGGAUGUUGAUGGUGAUGAUGAAAAAGAAACAAAUGCACAAAACAAGCCAGGUGUCGUGGAAGUUGAUAACAUUGCUAGCUUUGCUAAUGGUGUUGGUGCUGGUGGUGGACUUCAUAAACAAAAUAACAGUGAUGAAACAAGCAUGGCACCCGGUCAAAUCCCAGAUACCAAGCAAAAUAGCAGUGUCCCAGCAAAGAAACUGGGUUUUGGUCUGGUUGGCUUGGGUAAAAGGACAUCUGUUCCAUCAGUUUUUGCUGAAGAGGAUGACGAGAAUAAUGUUGAUAAAAGCAUAAGACCUCUAGUACCUAUCGAUUACUCCAAUGAGGAAUUACAAGCUGUGCAGGCCAAUUCUUCUGCUGGGCCAAAUGUUGCAGCAGCUGCUGAGUUUGCCAAGCGCAUCUCAGUCUCAAAUUCGAAGGAAGAGAAGACUGAAGCCGAGAAGGAUAGGAAUAGGAGAUCCAGUGAUAGAUCCAGUGAAGCUCGUGUUAAUGAUGAGCGGAGGGAAAAGAUUCAUGAUCGAGAUAAAGAGAAGCCUAAGUCAGAGAACAAGAAGAUUUUGGAUGCAAAACAAUUAAUUGACAUGAUCCCAAGGACGAAGGAAGAGCUUUUUGCCUAUGAUAUAAACUGGGCAAUAUAUGACAAGCAUGAGUUGCAUGAGAGAAUGAGGCCUUGGAUUUCAAAAAAGAUCAUUGAAUUUCUUGGCGAGGAGGAAUCGACUUUGGUGGAUUACAUUGUAUCCUGCACCAAAGAUCAUGUCCAGGCAGAAAAGAUGCUGGAGCUCCUACAGUCGAUUUUGGAUGUCGAGGCAGAGAUGUUUGUCCUCAAGAUGUGGAGGAUGCUUAUAUUUGAGAUAAAAAAAGUUGAAUCAGGAUUAUCAGGAAGAGCAAAGGCGUGAAGCUAAGCCUCUUACCUUGUAUGACCUUUUCUGAUUUAUGUUACUCAUCAACUGUGAUCUCACCUGUAAGCUCAUACUGUACUACAAGCGGAAAAAACAAUUUUAGUGAGACUGAAUUGAUGGUUUCUAUUUUCUCCUCUUCCGUUGUAGAAAUGUAUACGAGAACCAAUGAGAUAUUCUGCGUAAUUACAUUUUUUGAUAGAUUGUAUUAUUGGAUUGGUGAUGCAGUUUCUCAUCGUCUGCAGCCACCUUGUCUCUUGUGUACGAGUAUGACAAUGAAUCAUGAAUGUCAAUGCUGGCAAUGGCCACGAUUAACUCCCAA